Messenger RNA from Trypanosoma brucei brucei TREU927, 1383 nucleotides. RefSeq lists its product as hypothetical. The transcript has a single exon. NCBI's taxonomy places the organism in Eukaryota, Euglenozoa, Kinetoplastea, Trypanosomatida, Trypanosomatidae. The record is from RefSeq and is a predicted model, not a curated record. The coding region runs from base 1 to 1383 and encodes 460 amino acids.
AUGAUUCAUCCGAAGCUUAUGCCUUAUCAGGAGCUCGCCCUCCGUAGGGUAAAUGUGCAACAGCAGAGUUUUGCUUCACAGUAUGUUGGCACCGACAAGAUUGGGGGAGGUGGCGCCACUGCCAUUACCCCGUCUGGCAGCAGCGCUGGCAUGUCACGAACCACUUCAGCACGAAGCGAAGUGGCGUUGUCACCAGGCACAGUGUUUCCGGGUCCGUCAGCUACACCCGCUUCCAGCGCAAUUCAGAAAUCCCGUCCGCAUGCUCGCGAUGCUUUGCUAACUGGAUGUGGGACAAAUAGCACCGCACCAGCUUCUAUCGCCCGCCCUGGUAUAAAGAGACGCGAUGAAUGGUCUACUGCUCUCCACGACAUAGAGCCAUUCGUUCUCCCUCAACAACUUCUUUGCGGUUCCCCGCCGAACAGGCAGAAACACGUGAGAGUGCACUACAUCGCUGACCAAUAUGAUCGACAGUGGCUCACACAGCUCCCAGUCGCGACAACCACAACGAAAGGUAAAACGGGGAGCAUCGAAUCGUCGGUUACCCCUCAAGCAACACGUCACAAAAUUUCUCUAACAUUGUUUGAGGACCUCAUCACUGCAUUCGAGUUGGGUUCAUACAUGAACGCGGAGGUCCCCAUACACCGGCAGCCCGUUUCCACUUUUGAAGGUGUCACCGCCACUGGCGCAGACACCACAGUGGUAGAGGAGGUCCGCAGGUAUUGGCUCUCAAAACGGCAGGCAUUAGGUGGCAACGUACCAUGCAUUCCGGCACUUCGCAUGGACGUGAGAGAGGACAACCAGAAUAGCCUGUGCCAUAGCGACAUUCUUCAAUAUUGCCCACUUCCGUUUAGCUACAGGGAUUGCCCUGUGCCACUGGUAAAGAGGCUUCUGCCUCGUUGCGCGGCAAGGGAAGAAAACACGGGAGGGGAAAACGGUGGACAGAAGGAAGUAGUUGGACGGAAGCGGGAAAGGCGAUCCUGUGAGAGUGGCAUUAAAAUUGAAGAUCACAAUGACGAAACGGUAGUUGAGGUUGGUGAGUUGGAGCGGCAGAUGCUUGCGACUGCGGGACUCAAGGUAGCGCAGGCAGUGCUGGAGCGCGAGGAGUGGAAGUUGGCGCACACACACAUAGUGCUUUAUGAGUUGUCUCUGUUGCGUCGGUUGUCGGUGUUGGACGGGGAUGUAAGCCCCUCCGUGGGUUUCCCAUCCUCUUCUUCACACGCGGGUGGUGGGCACGCCAGCACACUUUGGGCUAGUGACGAGGACCUUCAGGGAGAGUGGGUGGGUGAAAACGAGUUGGGCGGGGAACCAUAUGAUAGCGUUACUGGAAGGGGAGCCGCGGCAGCGCUGGAGAGUGUUAUGGCCAUCGAGCGACGGCAUUGUUGA